GGGGGAAAGGGGGUAGCAGGGCCCAUUCUGGUAUGGGGGGGCUGUUGUCCCUCCUGGAAGAAUAACAAAGCCUGGGAGCCCCCUGUCUUUUGGGGACAGAUCCCAGCUCUGUGUGUGGUGGGGAGUCACUAGAAAUGGGGUGGUGGUGGUGGGGGGGGGGUGGAUUGUGAAAACGCCCCCACCUGGGGUAAUUGCUGAAGGCAGCAUGGAGCCAGCUGGGGGAGGGGCAGCUAACAGCCCCUUAGGGGACUAGCUGCCCCCCCCCCAAGUAUUUUCCCCUAUUCCAGAUCUGCCCCCCACAGCGAUGUCAGCCCAAGUGAAGGAUAAAGAGGCUUUCCAAAGGCUUAGCUUCCUCUACCAGGCGGCUCACUGUGUCCUCGCCCACAACCCCGAGAACCAGGAGCUGGCGCGAUUCUACUGCCACGCGCAGCGCACCAUCAGCCGCAGGCUCGUGCUGAGACAGGACCCCUCGGUGAAGAGAACCAUCUGCAAAUCCUGCUCCUCCCUCCUGGUCCCUGGUGUCAGCUCCACGGUGCGCCAGAGAAGGCGCCGCGGCCGGCGCUGGUCAGUCGUACGGUGUCUCUGCUGCGGCCAGACCAAGCGCUUCCCAAGCAACCCCGCGUACAAGCUGUGGGCGGAGCAGCCUGAGGCUCUGCUGGAGAACCAGCCCCAAGCUGACCAGAAUCCUGCAGCCCCCCAGGAUUCCCCGAAGGAGCCCUCAGCACAGAAGGCCAAAACCCCCAGUGUGACCUCCGGUCUCCAGAGCCGCUCCCCCCCGCAGGGGACUGCAGAGGCUGGGACCCGGGUGGGGAAAGGGGGCCCAAGCAGGAGGUGACCCCCGGGGAUGGCCGUGAGCAGGGGCCAGUGGCUUGGGGCCUGAUCCCAGUGGGGGGUGGCAAGGACAGGCCUGGGGCAGGUUUUAGGAGACUCCGUUCGUAAGAGAGGUGCCAAGACUGAUUUGAAAAGGGAGAGGAAGAGAAACGACCCCCUCGAAACUAUCCACUCCUGGGGCACUGGCUGGCUCAGGGGGUGGGGAAUGGGAUAUGGGGCCUUUCCCCUCUGUGGGGCACCAGCUCCCACCUGGCCCCAGGGCAGGGGACUGGCUGGCUCAGUGGGGCAAGGAACGGGACGUGGGGCCUUUCCCCACUCGGGGGUGCCAGCUCCGAUCCAGCCCCAGAGCAGGGGACUGGCUGGCUCAGGGGGUGGGGAACGAGACAUGGGGCCUCUAGGGGGCGUCGGUUCUGAUUUGGUGGGUUUUUUUGGGAUCCUUGUCUAUUUAUAAACGUACAAUCAAAUUGCAUCUCCGUGUGCAUUUUUAGAAGCACGUUUCCUGCCUCAGCAUCUUUUAUUGGCUUAAAACAAGCUGGUGGGAGGCGGGACCGUAAUGGACGAUACCCC
Molecule: messenger RNA, 1398 nt
Organism: Trachemys scripta elegans
Lineage: Eukaryota; Metazoa; Chordata; Testudines; Emydidae
Gene: RPP21
Product: ribonuclease P/MRP subunit p21
Exons: 5
Coding region: 305-835 (176 amino acids)
Biological process (GO): tRNA 5'-leader removal
Cellular component (GO): nucleolar ribonuclease P complex
Source: RefSeq, a predicted model, not a curated record